Molecule: messenger RNA, 1739 nt
Organism: Symsagittifera roscoffensis
Lineage: Eukaryota; Metazoa; Xenacoelomorpha; Acoela; Convolutidae
Product: targeting protein for Xklp2-like
Exons: 1
Coding region: 177-1400 (407 amino acids)
Biological process (GO): activation of protein kinase activity; regulation of mitotic spindle organization
Cellular component (GO): spindle; microtubule
Source: RefSeq, a predicted model, not a curated record
UUUUCUCGAGAUUUUCUGACUCAACAUAUUUCUUGAGAUUUUUGUGACCAAUUAGUUGUCAUAAAUGUAACAUGCGAAAUGCAUGCGGGGCCCUUCUACCAUAGUUACUUUUUCGUGGGACCACUAUCAUAGUAGUACCGGUAUUGCUGAAUUUAUGUUGACUUUUUGCAGGGCAAAUGAAUCCCUUCGAAAAUAUUGACGUGCCGAAGCUUCCUGAUUUUACAUCAGGGAACGAUGCAGACGUAGAUAUGGCCUAUUUUGAAAGACACCGAGGCUCGCCUACUUUACGUGAAACGAUUGCUCCUCCAGAAUCAGAGCAUUCUGCUGAAAAAGAAAAAGUAGAACCGGAACCUAAAAGAAUCGAGGAGCAGAAGCCACGAAGGUUGUCCAAUGUGCGAGUGAAGUAUCAUUACAAGUUCAAACAUGCAACUGUACCGAAAACACCAAACUUGAGAUCAUUAGCUCGAACGAGACAACUUUGCGUUGACACUCCGAAUACUCAAGCUGCUAAGGAGCUUGAAUCUAUGAAGAAGAAUCAGUUCAAAGCAAUUAAAUUGGAUAAACGAAUUUUCAGUGCUCCUUUUAGACCAAAAUUGAGCCAUAAGCAUACAGAACCAAAUGAGCCUCACUUGCUCACCAAGGACAGAGCGGCAUUGUCUUCUCGUGAAAAUAUCAAAAGUGAUGAUGAAAAUGAGAAUCAAUUCCAUGCUCAGCCUUUACCAGACUACGAGGAGCUGAGAAGACUAGGAGUUUAUAAUCAUAAUAUGCCACAAGCCACAGUUCCGAAAUCGCCUGCUUUUAGUCUAAUCAGAACGCGAUCAAUGAAAGACACUCCAAAUGAUGAAGACAAACCAGCUAGCUACUACCACCCUCCUCCUAAAUUUGGAACUCCUUUCAGACCUAAAAGAUCUAAUAAAGUGACAAAAAUUGCGAGCUUUAGUUUUGAGAAUCGUGUUUUAAGCAACAAGUAUACGAAAGGUCAUAACAGCGAAACAAGUGAGGGGGAUAAUGAGAGUAAUACAUUCAGAGCUCAACCGGUUCCGAAAAUCAUUGAAAAGCCAUUUCAGCCACGUCGUAAUCUAAUUCCGCCAACAAAACCUCGCGAGUCAUUAGUGCCGCACUCAGUUUCGAGAAGGUUAGAAAAGCGACAAGAAUUUGACCGCGAGUUCGCUUCCAGAAGCGAAAGCGUGGAGAAAAGGAGACAAGAAAGGCUUGCAAAAGAGCAAGAAGAAGCAAAAAAGUUGCUGAGAAGUAAAACGGAAUUCCAAUCACAUCCGGUGAAGCAUUUCAAACCAGUUCAGAUAAGAUUGGAGCACAAAGCUACAAAUGCAGCAAGCCCGAAGUUUUCCCAACGACUCAACUGUGUCGAUAAACGAAAGUUAGAGUCGCUCAAGAAAUGAAUGAUCAGCGAUGAGUUGAGGCGGUUAUCUUCAGGAAUAAACAUGGAGUUUCAAUAAAAAUGGCAUAUUGAGAAUUGAAUAUGCGCCCUUGAUUUUGAUUUUUGUGAAUUUAAAAUAGUUUUUUUUUGUGAUUGUGUUGUGAUUUAUUUUGAUUAAUCAACAGCAAUUCAUCUGACCCUCUGCUUAAAGCGAAAAACAAGUUAAUGGCAUAAAAACCUCAAUUCGAUCUCUAAAUUGUCUAGAAGAGGCCAGUAAUGUUAGUGCCAAUAGAUUUUGAAGAUGAACUUGUGACAGUUGGUCCUUUGUUUGUUGCUAAUUUAAAUGUUUGUUUUCGAAGCA